Messenger RNA from Lycium barbarum (goji berry), 444 nucleotides. RefSeq lists its product as uncharacterized. The transcript has a single exon. The coding region runs from base 1 to 444 and encodes 147 amino acids. The record is from RefSeq and is a predicted model, not a curated record. Lineage: Eukaryota; Viridiplantae; Streptophyta; Magnoliopsida; Solanales; Solanaceae.
AUGGGGUCACAGUCUCAUGAUAUUUUGUCUACCAAAUUUGAUCGAAAAAACUAUCCUACAUGGAAAUUUCAUUUUCGUAUCUUUGUUCAAGGGAAAAGAUUGUUUGGAAUGUUGGAUGGAUCAACAACUGAGCCAAACGAAGAUAAGGAAAAACUAGUUUGGCAUGCUAACAAUGCUCGUGUCAUUUCGUGGAUCCUCAAUUCUGUACAUGUAGGUGUUGCACUUAGUCUGCGUCUAUUCAAUCUGGCAUCAGAGAUGUGGAAGCAUCUCAAAAAUUUAUAUGCUCAAUGUAACCAUGCUCGUGAUUUUGAAUUAGAACAUACUCUUUCAGAAUACAAGCAGGGAGACAAAGACAUUCAGAAUUAUUAUUCGGGACUUAUGGCGAUCUGUUCAGAACAAGACCAAAGUUUUGGAGGAAACCUUUCUUCCACACGUCUCAAAUAA